GCUGAGAGGACACUCCCCCCACAGAGCUGCACUGACCGCUGUUAGAGAGGGACACGGCGGUGACCAUGGCUUCCCCCCUGAAAGCGGGUUUCCACCGGCUGGAUAUCCAGAAGACCACCUGGGACGUUCCGGAUCGAUACACCUCACUCAACUCCAUCGGUUCCGGAGCUUAUGGGACCGUCUGCUCCGCCAUUGACCAGAAGACGAAGGAGAAGGUGGCCAUUAAGAAGCUGUACAGACCUUUCCAAUCCCUCAUCCAUGCUAAACGAGCAUACAGAGAACUCCGCCUGCUACGCCACAUCCAGCACGACAAUGUGAUCUGCCUCCUGAACGUUUUCACCCCUGACUCCUCUCUGGAGACGUUUCAGACUUUCUACUUGGUGAUGCCGUUUGUGGCUCAGGACCUGGGCCACAUAAUGAAAAAGAGGAGGCUCUCCGAACGAGUGAUAGUGUAUCUGUUCUAUCAGCUGCUAAGAGGACUCAAGUAUAUCCAUUCUGCUGGGAUCAUUCAUCGGGAUCUGAAGCCAAACAAUCUUGCCGUUGAUGAAAACUGUGAAUUGAAGAUCUUGGACUUUGGCUUAGCCAGACAUGCAGAGAUGGAGAUGACAGGCUACGUUGUGACACGGUGGUACAGAGCACCUGAAGUCAUCUUUAACUGGAUGCAUUACACUCAGACAGUUGAUAUAUGGUCUGCAGGCUGCAUCCUGGCUGAGAUGAUCACUGGACAGGUGCUUUUCCCAGGAAAUGACAGUAUGGACCAGCUGAACAUGAUCCUCGAAUUAACAGGAACACCAAACUCGUCUCUGGUGCAAAAGAUGCAGAGCAAAGAUGCAAGGUCAUAUGUACAGUCUCUUCCAGUCCAGAAAAAGAAAGACUUCAGGAAAGUCUUUCCAACAAUGGACCCCUGUACUGUGGACGUGUUGGAGAAGACUCUGAUGCUGGACCCCGAGAGUCGAUUCACGGCUAAAGACGGACUGUCUCACCCUUACCUUAAUGAGUUCCACGACCCUGAAAACGAGCCGGAGUCUCCGCCUUACGACGACUCAUUUGAGAGCUUGGAGCUGGCUGUCAACGAGUGGAAAAGCCUUAUACACAUGGAGAUUAUGACCUUUGACCCUGACAAUCCAAGCCAGACUGCAACAUAACACUUUAUCAGCUGCUGGGAGUGCACUGCACCCAAGAAUUACAAACCUUAAAGGUGCAUUAAUGUGUAAACCAACACUCGUGUGUGUGUUUGUGAUAUAGAUAAUAAGAACAGCAGUGGUGAAAACAACAAUUAAAGGUUACCGUACCUAUAUAGCUUAUAGAGGAUGUAUAGAUAGUUGAAUUGUCUUCUGUUUUUGUGCUGGUUUUACUCAAGAAUAUGUUAAAAAUUCCACUUUUUUACUUCUACAGUGGCUUACAAAAGUAUUCAUACCCCUGGAACUUUUUUCACAUUUUGUCUCCUUACAUCCAUAAACCAAAGUUGAAUUUUUGCUCUUAAUGCAAAGCGCUAUAUGUGGCAGAAAAGUAACACUGCUCAUCACACCAUCCCCCUGUGAAACAUGGUAGUGGCAGCAUGCAAGGCAAUCCUUGAGGAAAACCUGAUGAAGGCUUUAAAAGACCUGAAACUGAGAGGAAGAUUUACUUUCCAGCAAGAUAAUGACGCUAAACAUACAACCAGAGCUACAGUGGAAUGGUUUAGAUCAGGGGUCACUGAUAGGCGGACCGCGGUCCAGGUCCGGACCCAGACGUUGUCCAAUGCAGACCCAAAGUGACAAACUACAGAGAAGGAUAUAAUUCUGACAGGGUUCAUUUAAAGCAGCGUAACUUAUCUUGUUCACACUGCAGCGACGCGGCAUCACUCCCAAUCGCUUUCUCCGCCUUUCUCUCGUCGCUUUGGGCGUGGUCUUUUAUCUGCCACCAGCAAGAAUGUGUAGAGUUGUAGUUCAGUGCUGUGUAUAAACCAGACGCUGUUCUUUUUUAUCGGCCGGUGAACCAGGCUAAACCAUUAGUUCAGGACCAGCUGCUCCUCCGUCUCUAUUAUCUAACAAAGGGGAUCUUAAAGCACAAAAAAGCCUGAAAAACCUCCGAAAUUUUUCACACUGUAGUUUAGCCUGUGGUGUGUGUGGUGCUGAAACCCAGUCUGUGUGGUGCUAAUUGGCUACCGCUUAGCAAAACUCGCUUCUUAUUUGCAUAAAGUUGAAAAUAUCUCAACUUUUUGCCGCUCGCUUCGCCUCGCCCGCUACCGGUCCCAGAGUUCUCUGCCUCUGUUCUCUGUAGAAAACAGUGGGAGGCGGCUCGAAAUACUCAUCGCGUCGCUGCAGUCUGUGUUUUGUGGUGCAGUAAACGCGCAGACCAGUCAAGUGUGCCAAUCAGAUCUGUGCAGACCGAUGCCCCAGCUAGUGAAUUGGGACGCGGCCGGGAAAAAAAAACGCCUUUAUGAAGAGAGAGGGAGCCUGAGAACAAGCGGAAACUGAAGACACACCGAGCGCGAGAGCAAGACAGGGGAGCAAUGUACAAAACUCUGGCCAGAAAGGCGACGGUCCAGACCUUGGACUGACAGAAUUUUCUCCCACUGCACCAUACUGAAAUACCCCUGGUUUAGAUCAAAGAAUGUUCAUGUGUUAGAAUGGCCCAGUCAAAGUUGCAAAGAAGAAUGGGCAAAAAUCUCAGUUUUUAGAUAUGCAGAGCUGGAAAAGAAAUACCCCAAAAGAUUUGCAACUACAAAUGCAGUGAAAGGUGGCUCAACUAAGUAUUGAUAUGAAUACUUUUGCACGUCACACUUUUCAGAUUUUUAUUUGAUUACAUUUUUGAAAACCAUGUAUCAUUUUUUAUUUCACUUCACAAUCCUGUUGGUCUGUCACUUUAAAUUACAAUUAAAACAAUGAAUAUUUGCAAGCCCCUGCAUGUAAGAAAUAACAUGAAUAUGUUUUCAGUGGUCCAAAAAUGUUGGACUAUUGAUAUGGGCUUCUGUUGUCAAUUACAAAAGAAUUUAGACCAGAUGUCCUCACGCCAUUUGUGUACCCAGUUAGUUUGCAGUCGAGUUUUUUGUGACUCUGUAUAUUUUUGUUUUUGUUUUGUGGUUUUACCUUGCAAUGACUAAAGUACAUCAAAUAAAACAUACACUGUCCAUUGUA
Molecule: messenger RNA, 3119 nt
Organism: Astyanax mexicanus (Mexican tetra)
Lineage: Eukaryota; Metazoa; Chordata; Actinopteri; Characiformes; Acestrorhamphidae
Product: STKc_p38 domain-containing protein
Exons: 12
Coding region: 66-1145 (359 amino acids)
Biological process (GO): protein phosphorylation; intracellular signal transduction
Cellular component (GO): cytoplasm; nucleus
Molecular function (GO): ATP binding; MAP kinase activity
Source: RefSeq, a predicted model, not a curated record